AUGGGCAAACCUGAAAAGUGGUUAAAUACCUGGGGCAAUACACCCACCGGGGUGGCCAUCUGCAACCAGGUAUCGUGGAUGUGGAUGAUCGCGAUGUACGCUUCAUGCUGUAUUAACCAUCUUGUUGAACUAAAUCCGCUACCGCGGCUGCCUCUACCCAAAAGCUUCGACAAAGUUUACAAGCUCCUGCAACAGCAAGUGAUCCUGCGCGGACAGAGUCAAAGUACCUUCAAUAACUACAUCCGCCAAAUUGCUUUAAUCAGUCUCCACUUUAACUGUUUGCCAGAUCAGAUCAGCGAUGACCAGCUCACCGAAUAUCUCACGGCAUUAGCUGUUGAAAAAAAAUCACCCUCACGCAGCAGUUUUAAACACAUGAUCUACGGGCUUCGCUAUUAUUUUCGCCUCACCGGUGAUAAUCAUCGGGCCAUUAACCUGCCAUCAUUAAAGAAUGAUACCCGGCUCCCGGUCAUUCUCAACUAUUCGGAACUGCGGGAAUUGUUUGCUGCCCCAACACUUUUAAAGCACCGCAUUAUACUGACCCUUAUCUAUUCGGCCGGUCUGCGAGGAAGGGAAGUGAUCAACCUGAAAAUUUCAGAUGUCGAUUUUGAACGCAAAACCAUCCAUAUCCGGCAAAGUAAAUAUAAAAAGGAUCGCAUCGUACCACUUUCCCAGGUCAUGGCACGCGGAUUAAAAAAGUACCUGGCUGCUGAACAGCCGCACAUUUACCUGUUCAAUGGCAAAAAACCGGACCAGCAGUAUAGCGAAAAAGGUCUGGGUUGGGUGAUGCGUGAAGCACUAAAAAAGGCCUCCAUCCAAAAACAGGUUUCGCUGCAUUCCCUCCGGCAUAGUUAUGCGACUCAUUUGCUCGAACAAGGCGUUAAUAUUGUGACCGUUCAAAAGUUGCUGGGCCAUGCCCAAAUCACCACGACCAUCAUCUACCUGCACGUCGCCCAAUUAUCUGUGAUGUCGGCACACAGUCCGCUGGAUACACUUUACAAACAGGCCUUAUGA
Messenger RNA from Penaeus chinensis, 1011 nucleotides. Its product is annotated as putative integrase/recombinase y4qK. Gene Ontology annotation, molecular function: DNA binding. Bases 1 to 1011 code for a protein of 336 amino acids. Lineage: Eukaryota; Metazoa; Arthropoda; Malacostraca; Decapoda; Penaeidae. The record is from RefSeq and is a predicted model, not a curated record. Gene Ontology annotation, biological process: DNA recombination; DNA integration. The transcript has 4 exons.